Messenger RNA from Neospora caninum, 513 nucleotides. RefSeq names its product putative ATP synthase lipid-binding protein. The record is from RefSeq and is a predicted model, not a curated record. Gene Ontology annotation, molecular function: proton transmembrane transporter activity. The transcript has 2 exons. Bases 1 to 513 code for a protein of 170 amino acids. Lineage: Eukaryota; Apicomplexa; Conoidasida; Eucoccidiorida; Sarcocystidae. Gene Ontology annotation, biological process: proton motive force-driven ATP synthesis; proton transmembrane transport.
AUGUUUUUCCCCCGCCUUUCGCUCGCGGCCGUGAAGGCCUCUCCUGCAACCCGCGACGUGCUCCCGAGUAUGCUCACCCGUCGCGUUUCUCUGAACUCCCCAGCCUUCACCCAGUUUUCUUCGCCGAAAUUCUUUUUCUCUCCGAGCCGAAGCUUUUCGCAGUCUCCCCUCUUCCAAAAACACACCCCGAUCCACUGCAACCAGAGACUCGCAGCCGCCGGCGCUCUCGUCCCCACGCAGCAACCGUCCAUGACUCGCCAGAACCCGUACGCCAUGCAAGUUGGCGCUCGCUACGAUGCUGGAGUAGCUAGCCUUAGCGCUGCCAUUGCGUUGAUGUCUGUUGGAGGCGUCGCUCAAGGUAUCGGCUCUCUCUUCGCUGCGCUUGUUUCCGGAACUGCGCGCAACCCGUCGAUCAAGGAAGACUUGUUCACCUACACUCUCAUUGGAAUGGGUUUCCUUGAGUUCCUGGGCAUUAUUUGCGUCUUGAUGAGCGCAGUCCUGCUCUACUCUUAA